AUGCCCAAGGACUACCUGACGAGUCUUCCCGCCGAACUCUUCGACUACAUCUGUGACCUCGUCGUCAUCGCAAAGCCGAAGCAGUACCUCGGCGGCAUCUCGAAGGCCUUCCUCCCCUCAGCGCGCGAACGGACUUUCUGGAGUGUCCACAUCUACAAAGAGCCUGCUGCUAUCAGGUUUGUCGAGGCUCUCGCGGCCAGUCCUGGCGCAGCAUCGCACGUCAGGUACCUCACGCUCCAUCUCCCCGAAACCGCCUUCUCUUCCGAAGCCGCUGCACCCGUACUGCGCAGGGCGAUUUCGCAUCUCCGCAACAUCACAGGCCUGUCACUGAGCAGCAGCUUCGACUGCGCGGCCAUCCUCCCUCUCCUCGCAAACGAGCUACCGCAGCUUGACAAACUCGAGCUCGAAGCCAACGAAUCCCUCACGUCUCAACUCCUCAUCCAAAUCCUCAGCGGGCCCAAGAAGAUCGUCAAGCUUCGCACUCUCAGCUUGUCAACUUCGUACGGCAGCCGUUCUUCUGUGCACGCCUCGCUCGCGCCAAAAGCACUUAUCGAAGUCGUCGAGCUGGCGGAGCAGGAGAAGGUUGAAGUGAGCGGCGGCCGUUUCUGGGAUGCAAUCGACGCGAGGAAAGCGCGAGACGCUCGCUUGGAGGCUGAGGAAGAGGAGCGGCGAGAGAUUGCGAGGGCAAUUGCCCGGCGGGCAGCGCGGACGUGA
Rhodotorula toruloides NP11 is the source of this 714-nucleotide messenger RNA. RefSeq lists its product as uncharacterized. NCBI's taxonomy places the organism in Eukaryota, Fungi, Basidiomycota, Microbotryomycetes, Sporidiobolales, Sporidiobolaceae. Bases 1 to 714 code for a protein of 237 amino acids. The transcript is spliced from 2 exons. The record is from RefSeq and is a predicted model, not a curated record.